GAGGAAUAUUUGGUUCAGGAUCCUUUGGUCCAGGAUCCUUUGGUUCAGGAUCCUUUGGUCCAGGAUCCUUUGGUUCAGGAUCCUUUGGUCCAGGAUCCUUUGGUCCAGGAUCCUUUGGUCCAGGAUCCUUUGGUCCAGGAUCCUUUGGUUCAGGAUUCUUUGGUUCAGGAUCCUUUGGUUCAGGAUUCUUUGGUUCAGGAUUCUUUGGUUCAGGACCCUUUGGCUCAGGAUUCUUUGGCUCAGGACCCUUUGGCUCAGGACCCUUUGGUUCAGGGCCUUGUCUUUUUCGAAGCAUGCCUGUUGUAUCUUUUAGUUUAUACGCAAAAUUAA
Molecule: messenger RNA, 330 nt
Organism: Rhizophagus irregularis DAOM 181602=DAOM 197198
Lineage: Eukaryota; Fungi; Glomeromycota; Glomeromycetes; Glomerales; Glomeraceae
Source: RefSeq, a predicted model, not a curated record